This is a messenger RNA of Phragmites australis (common reed), 1684 nucleotides long. RefSeq names its product fasciclin-like arabinogalactan protein 10. The coding region runs from base 319 to 1515 and encodes 398 amino acids. NCBI's taxonomy places the organism in Eukaryota, Viridiplantae, Streptophyta, Magnoliopsida, Poales, Poaceae. The transcript has a single exon. The record is from RefSeq and is a predicted model, not a curated record. Gene Ontology annotation, cellular component: plasma membrane.
UCAACGAGCCGCGUUGUCACCCCAGCGUGCCGAUAGGCCAACGAAAUGCCAGCCUAAAACGGCGCUGCAGUGCCGUCGUCCCCACCGGUGGUCGUCCUCCCCGUCCAGCCUAUCGCUUGCUCCCUGCCCAUGUGCGUGUGCGGGCACACCAUGCAAAUGGCCGCACUACCGUUCGUGCCCCGAACCUCACCAACCUCGCUAAUCAUAGUUAAUUAGCUAGUGGCCUGUGACUGGCUAACAGCUUACUCAUCUCGCUGCUACUAGCUAGCUAGUAGUUCACUUCAGUCUUUGGCGGUAGUGUGAGGCGUUGCCGCGGCCAUGGCGAUGCGGCGCGUUGUUGCGGCGGCGUUGCUGGCCUGCCUCCUGCUGCCGAUGGCCUCGGUGCGCGGGCGCAACAUCACGGCUAUGCUCGGCGGAUACAAAGAGUACAAGCUGUACAACAAGUACCUGUCGGAGACGAAGGUGUGCGACGAGAUCAACGCGCGGCAGUCGACGUCGAUGACCAUCCUCGUGCUCUCCGACGAUGCCAUGUCCAAGCUCGUCUCCGACGCCGGGGAAUCUCUGGCCGCCAUCAAGAACGCGCUCCGCCUCCUCUCGGUGCUCGACUACUACGACCGCAAGAAGGUGAAGAAAUACGGCAGCGAGAGCGCCGCCACGCUCUACCAGGCCACCGGCGACGCCGUCAGCACCACGGGAAACGUCAAGGUCACCGACCAGGACGGCAGCAAUUACGGCUUCGCGUCCGCCACUCCCGGCGCCAAGGUAUCCACCGUGACCAAGGAGGUCAAGACGAUGUCGUUCAAGUUCUCCAUCCUCGAGAUCUCGGCACCCGUCGAGUUCGACGGCCUCUUCGACACACCGACGACGUCCAACCUCACACGGCUUCUGGAGAAGGCCGGGUGCAAGCGAUUUGCGGCGCUCGUCGCCAGCACCGGCGUGCUCAAGACGUACGAGUCGGCCAUGGACAACGGACUCACCCUGUUCGCGCCCGACGACGACGCGUUCCAGGCGAAGGGCGCGCUCGACGUCAAGAAUAUGUCCAGCGCCGACCUUGUCACGCUCCUCAAGUACCACGCGCUGCCGGAGUACUACCCCAAGACGUCGCUCAAGGCGGUGAAGGGCCCGCUCCGCACGCUGGCCUCGACCAAGGCCGGGAAGGACGACGUCUCGGUGGUGGCGCAGGGCGACGACGUCUCGCUCGCCACCGGCGGCGGCAAGUCCCGCGUGGCGGACACGGUCCUGGACAACACGCCGUUCUGCUUGCUCAAGGUGGACAGCCUCUUAGUGCCGGCCGAGCUCGCCGGGGCGCCGGAGCCAGCCGCGCCGGCGCCUUCUCCCACGGAGGCGCCACAGAGCUCUCCGCCCGCGCCGCAACCGGCGGACGCGUCUUCGGUGGCCGCGGAUCACGCGGAUCACAAGUCCAAGAAGGCGUCGUCCGCCGUUGCAUCUCGGUCAGUCGGUGGUACGUUCGCGGCGGCGGCCGUGUGUUCCGUCGUGCUUGCGUCCCUGCUGUGAUGGUAGUGAACAUUGGCACAUCCAUAGUUGCUUGGCAGCUCGUCUCAUGGCUUCAAGCAGAUACUAUGUUUUCCUUCGAUCCUUUUCCCUUCCCGUUUUGGGCUGUUCAUUGAUUGUACGAGGAUGCUACAUUGACAUUUCUCUGUGUAAUUUGGGAAAACUUUGUACA